Molecule: messenger RNA, 745 nt
Organism: Eurypyga helias (sunbittern)
Lineage: Eukaryota; Metazoa; Chordata; Aves; Eurypygiformes; Eurypygidae
Gene: POLR1F
Product: TWIST neighbor
Exons: 3
Biological process (GO): DNA-templated transcription initiation
Cellular component (GO): RNA polymerase I complex
Source: RefSeq, a predicted model, not a curated record
CUUUCAGGGCGUGCCGUUGGCUUACGACAACAUCAAGGUGGUGGGUGAGCUGGGGGACAUCUACGAUGACCAAGGGUUCAUCCACCUGAACAUCGAGGCAGAUUUCGUCAUCUUCAGCCCCAGAAAAGGGAAAAAACUGGUGGGUGUAAUUAAUAAAGUGGCCCCUAGUCAUAUUGGCUGCCUGAUACAUGGAUGCUUCAAUGCUUCUAUCCCUAAACCUCAACAGAUGUCAGUUGUACAGUGGCAACAGCUGGGGUUUAAAAUCGGGGAUGAACUGAAAUUUCAGGUAUUGCACUUAGAUUCUGAUACAGCUGGGGUGUUCUUCAUUCGAGGAGAACUCACCAAAAGCAGCAUGCAGCCCAGGCAAUCUGAGACAGUGACUGACAGUACAAAUGGGGAUGAAAUUCAGAAGCUUGACCACCAGGAAAAUGGCUUGAAUGACUCUGGGGGAGAUAAUGUCACAGAGGAACCUUUAGGUGAGAUGGAUAACACUGGGAGGGAAAAUGCAGAAGAGCAAAGUGUUGAUAAUAUGAAUGGAUUAUGUGAGGAUAAAAACAAGAAGAAGAAAAAGAAAAAGCAUAAGCAAGAGCAACAGGAACAUAUUUUGCCUACCAGUGACUCCAGUGGUUACCAAAGUGACCGUAAAAAGUCAAAGAAAAAGAAAAGAAAGCACUGUGAUGAAGUGGAAGAAAGUGAACUGUCUCUGCUGUCACAAGAACCCAAAGCUAAAAAGAAAAGGGACUAA